CUUCCGCUUCCGGGAUUCCCUUCCUUUUCCCAUCAUGGUGGAUGAGGCGACUCGCCGGGUGGUGUCGGAGAUUCCUCUCCUGAAAACCAACGCCAGCCCGCGGGACAAGGAGCUGUGGGUGCAGCGGCUGAAGGAGGAGUACCAGGCGCUCAUAAAGUAUGUGGAAAAUAACAAGAGGGCCGACAAUGACUGGUUCCGCCUGGAGUCCAACAAGGAGGGCACCCGGUGGUUUGGGAAAUGCUGGUACAUCCACGAGCUCCUCAAGUACGAAUUUGAUGUCGAGUUUGAUAUCCCGGUCACGUAUCCCUCCACAGCGCCAGAAAUCGCCAUUCCGGAAUUAGAUGGAAAGACAGCAAAAAUGUACAGGGGAGGUAAGAUCUGUCUGACGGAGCACUUCAAGCCGCUCUGGGCGCGGAACGUUCCUAAGUUUGGGCUGGCGCACCUCAUCGCCCUGGGGCUGGGGCCGUGGAUGGCGGUGGAGAUUCCCGAUCUCAUCAGUAAAGGACUGAUCAAACACAAAGACAACUGAUGUCUACCAUGAAGAGAUGGGGGAGGGGGCGACCACCCGAUCACCAAGGAUCCCCCGCUCCAUCACCCCUCCCCCUCCCCGGACUCUCGUAUAACAUAAUAUUGGUUUCCAUCUUUUUACCCUGAACCAUUACACAACAUUAUAAUAAAAUCUUCAACAACGUACA
Hyla sarda is the source of this 695-nucleotide messenger RNA. It is a transcript of the gene UFC1, whose product is annotated as ubiquitin-fold modifier conjugating enzyme 1. Gene Ontology annotation, molecular function: UFM1 conjugating enzyme activity. Gene Ontology annotation, cellular component: cytoplasm. Gene Ontology annotation, biological process: protein K69-linked ufmylation. The coding region runs from base 35 to 529 and encodes 164 amino acids. The record is from RefSeq and is a predicted model, not a curated record. NCBI's taxonomy places the organism in Eukaryota, Metazoa, Chordata, Amphibia, Anura, Hylidae. The transcript has 6 exons.